This is a messenger RNA of Topomyia yanbarensis, 1336 nucleotides long. RefSeq names its product tetratricopeptide repeat protein 19 homolog, mitochondrial (gene Ttc19). The record is from RefSeq and is a predicted model, not a curated record. Gene Ontology annotation, molecular function: protein binding. Bases 111 to 1181 code for a protein of 356 amino acids. Gene Ontology annotation, biological process: mitochondrial respiratory chain complex III assembly. Gene Ontology annotation, cellular component: mitochondrial inner membrane. The transcript has 2 exons. Lineage: Eukaryota; Metazoa; Arthropoda; Insecta; Diptera; Culicidae.
GUUAAACGUCAAAACAUUCAAAGCUGCAGCUGUUUACAUCUGCUGUUUACAAAAUUUUACAAGUCUAAUAAAAUAGUAAUUAAAUUAUUCCUCUACAAACAUCCGCCGAAAUGCUGCGGAAACUUCACGCCAACCUGGUUAGUUCCCUUUCCCGACGAAGCUUCAUAUCCAUUCACCACCCGCGAGUUAGCAGUGCCUGCCAGCAACCGGAAACACCAACUCCUACAGAACAGCGACAAUAUCACGACCAAAACAACAGCAGGGAACAAUCAUCCCAAAGCAGGAGAAGCUAUCAUCCGAUUCCGGUCAUCACAGCCAGCACGUUCCUGUCGUGGUUCAGCAAGAAAAAUGACGAAGACACACCGGAAAGUAAACUAAUUACCACUAUAAAAAUGUCGAUUUUAAGCAUCCAACGAGAGGAAUACAAGAAGGCAGAACAGCUGUUGCACGUUGCUCUCAAAAUGGCACAGGACUUGCAAAGUAAGGACGGUAUCACCUACAUCUUCGACAUUAUGGCAAAUUUAGCAAUGGAGGUAGGUGAGUUUGCCAAAGCGGAGAAACUGUUUGUCGAAGUUAUGCAGCGAUUGUUUGCCGAUGGCUUCCUGGAAGAUCACAUGAAAAUGCUACACAUCAGUUCGAAAGUUGCCCACUUGGAACAGCUACAAGGUCAUCUGGACAAGGCAGCCCAAGGAUUCGAGUGGACGAUCUCAAAGCUAGAAGAAAAUCUCAAACGGAUGGGUGAUGAUAAGGAGGUUCGGGAGUUGUGGGGGCUCACGAAGAACUGGUACGCGCAGCUGUUGAUGGAGAUGAAGCGCUUCGCGGAGGCGAAGCAUUGUUUCCAGCAAGCUUACGAUGCGUACACGGAAAUUCAUGGUAAACUGACGGAGGAAGGGCUGUCGAUACUGAACAAUAUUAGCGUGGCUUGUUCGAAUCUGGAAGACUACGCUACAGCUGAAAAAUAUCUCCAGGAAGCAAUCGCUCUUGCAGUGCAGAUACCGGAUCUUGCGGAAGCGGGGGUGUACCGGGCAAAUCUGGGUUUGCUAUAUCUGCAGCAGGGACUGCUCAAGCAGGCGAACGAGUUUUGCUCGUUCGCUUGGAAAUACGGCAAGCAGCAUAAACAUGAGGAAACUGUGAUACAGGCCGACUACUGUCUGCAGCAGAUUAGGGCUGCACAAAAGUAGAACUGGCCGAUCUAGAGAAGUUGGUUGACAUUUUGGCAGAGAGAAUUUCAACAGGGGUUAUUAUUGGAAAGUAUUGUUUUGUCCAAACAUACGUUGGUACACUUAUUGUAAAAAUAUAUUCGUUUACAUUUGAUAGACUGUUGCACAGCAAAGUA